AUGGCACUUCGCGGCACUCAAAAAGACUAUUCAAAUAUGUUCGAUGAAAAUAUGCAAAAUAUCCGUAUAAUUUGGCUUGAUAGGACUUUUUGUUAUGUGGAUGCCAGUCAGAGAACAAAAUUACGUUUACAUCAUAUAACUUCUCUCUUAAAGACAUUUGCUGAAGUCAAAGAAUGUUUCGAUUAUAUUCGAUAUAUGUUUGAUGAUGUUCAAUAUAUAUUUCUCAUCAUAUCCGUCGAUGCAUUUGAAAAUGUUGAUAGUGUUAUCGAAGAAGCCACUCAAUUAAUGCAAAUUACAUUUUUGUAUUUAAUAAUAUCUGAAAACAAUAACAAGAUAUUGUCCAAAGAAAAAAUACGUGCUGUUUGUAAUAAUGAAAAUCAUCUUUUAGUUAAACUAACAGAAGAUGUUGCAUUAUGCAAUAGUACAAAUUUUAAAUUUAACAUAUCAAUAGCAAGUCGAUCAACAAAAGAUCUCACACGUCAAUCAGCUAAAUUUAUGUGGUACCAAUAUCUGGUGGAAAUUCUUGUUGCUGUGCCCGAAAUAUCAAAAGCCAAAGAUGAUCUACUUGAAUUUUGUCGUUCGAACUAUGCUGAAAAUCGAACUGAACUGGAUAAAAUACUCGAAUUUGAAAAGACUUAUAAUUCAGAAUUUGCUAUUAAAUGGUAUACGCGUGAUUCAUUUUUAUAUCGUCUUAUUAACAAAGUCUUACGGCAAGAAGAUGUUGAUGAUAUGUAUAAAAUUCGUCUUAUUUUAUCCGAUAUUCACACACAACUUGUUGAAUUACAUGGAGAUUUUUUGAGCAGAUUACUUGAAUUGAAUUUCUUUCCAUAUUGCCUUACUACUUAUCGAGGUCAAUUCAUGUCUGCACGAGAAUUAGAUCAAUUGAAAGGAAAUAUCGGUCGUUUUAUUUCAACAAAUAGUUUUCUUUCAACAACGUCUGAUAGAGAUCUUUCAUUGAUAUUCAGCGGGCAAGGACAACAACGACCUCAAUUAGAAUCAACUUUGUUUGAAAUAACGAUUGAAACAAAUGCAUGUGAAACAGCAUUUGCUGAUAUUGGACAUAUCAGUUGGAUGCAAAGCGAAAACGAAAUUUUGAUAACACUUGGCGCUAUUUUUCAUAUCGACUCAGUAAAUGAAGAUGAUAAUGUAUGGAUUAUAAAAUUGACCCUAUGUAAUCAGAAGAGUGAAGGCAUCGAACAAUUGACCGAUUAUUUUCCUGAUAUAAAAGAUGAUGCACCUGAUUUAUUUACAUUUGUAAAGUUCUUGUCUAGUACAGGCGAUUAUGUAAGAGCAACAGAAGUUUGUCGUCGACUUAUUUCUUCUACUUCACCUACUGAUACACGAAUGCCAAUGCUUUGGAAUCUUUUAGCUAAAUGUCUCUGUUAUCAAGGAUAUCAAAAUUUACCAGAAAUUAUGAAUUAUUAUAAUCAAGGUUUAGAACUCAUUCCAACCGAAGCAUCUUCUUAUCCAAUGCAUAUAGACAUGUUAAUUCGAGUAGCGGAUUCUCUUGUAAACAAGCUAAAGUACAAAGAAGUCAUGCCAAUAGUGAAUCAAAUAGAAACAUUGAUCAAGCAAGAUAUAGAAGAACGUGGAUUUCAAAAUGAACAUAUUAUGCAGAUAGGUCAUGUUACUAUGAUUGCUGGAAUGGUUUGUGAUAUAAUCGGAGACUAUUCAAAUGCUUGUGAACAUUUUCAGUUUGUUGAAAACCUUUAUUUUAAGUAUUUACCUGUUGAAUAUGAAAGAUUAGGUGACAUUCUUUUUCAUAAGAGUCUUGCACAAUCUGGUAGUAAAGGAGAUACUAUAGAAUCAUUGGAAGCAAUGCAACAAGCAUUGAAACUUCAUAUAGCUUCCUUGCCUCCAAACCAUCCGGCAAUUGCCGCUGAUUAUAACAUAAUUGCAUGGAUUUAUUUGCGUCAUUAUGAUAUAGCAAAUGCUCAAAAAGCUUUAGAAAAAUCCAUUGAAGUUCAAUUAAAUGCUGCCUUUCAAAGCCCGAUUCAUCUUGGUAAUACAUACAUGGGUCUUGGAAGUUUAUUACCUGGUGACGAUGGAAUGUCCUAUUUAGAUAAAGCGCAUGAACUUUUUAAAUUACAUUUACUGCCGAAUGAUCGCCAAUUUAUUCAACUCUAUAUCUCUAUGGCAGAGAAUCGUAUGGAAAAGAACGAGAUAGAACAGGCACGAGUUUAUUUAACUGGUGCAUUAAAAAUUGAACUGCAACCAAAUCAACCAAAGCAAGGCAAGGGUUUAGCUGCUAUUUACGUACUCUUUGGAGUGAGUUACCUGUACGAAGAGAAUUACAAAACAGCUAUUGAUUAUUUACAAAAGUCGAUAAAUUUGAUCAAAGGACUAGAUCCUCAUGCAAGAAUGGACGUCCUACUAGCUUAUAAUUUCUUAAAACUUGCUAAUGUAUAUCAACAACAAAAUGACUUAGAAUUGGCUCUCUCAUACUAUAAGCAAUCAUUAGAUAUUUAUUAUCAAGUACCAUUGAUUAGUAAAUUAAGAUUGGCACGUCUUCAUAACCAUAUUGCUACUGUACUUGUAUUGCAAGAAUCAUUCGAAGAAGCUUUCGCACAUUUUCAGAAGACACUUGAGUAUCAACUUCAAUCUCUUUCCUUCGAAUCUGAACAAUUAUUAAGCACAUAUACAAAUCUUGGAAUGGUUUCAAAAUUUUUAAAAGAUGAUUUUCAUUUUCUGGAAUAUUAUCAAAAAGCAUUAGAUUUGAUCUAUCUGACAAACUCCGAUGGAAUAUUGGAAGCAUAUUUUAUUCAUAAUGAAAUUGGAACGUUUUGGGAACUUAAAGGUGAAUAUACGUAUGCACUUGAAUCGUAUGAAUUAGCUCUGAAGGUAAAUAGACAAUUUUUCAGCGAAAAUCACCCUUCGUUCAUAACAAAUUAUAAUACACUUGCUCUUAUUUAUUCUGAAAUUGGUGAAUAUGAAAAAGCAAUCGAAUAUUUUCAAAAAGCAUUUGCUCUUGAUGAACAGAAAGAAUGCAGUGUGCCCAUAUUAUUAAAUAUUGGAAUGGUAUAUCUUGAUAUGGAACAAUGUGAAAAAGCAGAAGUUUAUUUUGAAGAAGUUCUUUAUUUGACGGUCCAAAGCGCUUAUGCUCAAGAUGAAAAUAAAACGAAUCAACUUCUUUAUAUAACUGCCCUUGAUUGUUUGGCACGAACUAAAGGACGACAAAAACACUAUGAGGAAGCACAAAAACUGUGCAAAACCGCAUUCAUUUUAAGAUCAGACGAUUUGUUGGCUAAGGCUGUCUCAUUCGUUACUUUUGGAAGUCUACUAAAUGAUCAAGGUGACUUUGAUGGUGCUGUUGUCUUUUUUCAUCGGGCAGAAAUGACGCUAAAAACACUAGACGCUAAUCAUCCAGCUUUAGCGAAAAUUUAUGCAUUUCGAACAGGAUCGACAUACUACAAUAAAAAGGAAUUUGCCAAAGCUCUGUCAUACUAUGAAAUGGCUUUGGAUCUAACGGUAGCAGUUGCUCCUGGUAAUAAAAGACAAAUUAAGCAGACAAAAUAUGGCAUUGAUAGAAUUAUGGAUCAUAUUCUUGAAGCAAAUCAAUCGAUUCAAUUAACAUAUUACGAAAAGGUUAAAAAAUUCUGUAUUUGUGUUUUGAGGUUUUUCUUUCUAAAAUAA
Molecule: messenger RNA, 3633 nt
Organism: Rotaria socialis
Lineage: Eukaryota; Metazoa; Rotifera; Eurotatoria; Philodinida; Philodinidae
Source: the annotation of a GenBank genome assembly